AUGAAGCCUCGAGCAGUCAUGUGAGUCCCUCUGUUCUCCUCAACGUAGCCCUCAGCCAUGCUCAGUCCGUGUAAAUCGUCUUUUUGCCCCUCGCAGGAAGAUCUUUGGCCUGUUGAUCUUUGCCAACCCGCCCGGCGCACAGGCAGUGCCUCUCGUCACGGCUUGGGAUUUGUCAGGCUUCAACUUUUUGCAAAGAGGCACUGUGCAGGAUGUCAUGGCUUUCAUGGCAAAAGUGAGUGGUUGGGGCUGUGUAAGGUGUGAGCGCUAGGCGGUGAGGAGUGGGAGGAAUGGGAGGAGUGGGCAGAGCUGCAGGGAGGAGACAGCAGCAGGAGCUGCGAGCGCGUCGUUACCUGCGAAGCGAGACUGAUGCGCAAGCCCUCACAGACGGUAGCCGAGCGGACAUCCCCAACGCAGCGUCAAUCGGUGCAAGAGAACACGUACGUUGCGCACGUCCAUUCGCGACCCGCCUCAGAGGGUAUUUCGGGCGUCUUGGUAUCCGACACCGAGUACCCUUCCCGCGUUGCGUUUUCCCUGCUCAACAAGACGCUGGACGAGUUUGUGCUCAAAGUUCCAAAGGGAUUGUACGAGAGGCAGGUCAACUCCAUCACUACGGGCAGCAGCUCCGCUCCUUCGGCCAAGGGGACGGGUAUCUUGGACAAUGCAGUCUUUCCGCAAGCGCAGGAUUAUGUGAACAGGUAUCAGGACCCUAGACAAGCUGAUCAGAUCAUGAAGGUGCAGCAAGAACUCGACGAGACAAAGAUUGUCCUGGUGAGUACUGCUAGAGGAGCAACUCGUACAGAGUCGACGAGCGCGUGCCCUGAUACGUCCUCGCCUUUGGCAUUCGCACCUGCAGCACAAGACCAUAGAUUCGGUGCUGCAGAGAGGAGAGGAUCUGGACAAGCUGGUGGAAAAGAGCGGCAGUUUGAGCGCUCACAGCAAAAUGUGAGCACGGGCAAGAUGCGAGGGCAAGCGUCUCUCGCGUUUCUCCCACAGCAGCUCGGAUCUCGAUGAGGAUAUCACGGGCUGGCGCACGUCCAAAGAGGACCGCGCGAGGGACGGUGCAGAUGGUGUUGACCUGCGCAUAUCAAGGCUGACGCUUCGCAUGCUUGAUGUGCUCCACUCUUGCUUGACACUCAUUUUAGGUUCUGUGAGUAUCUGCAAUAUCAUACACGUUUGCCUAUUGUACUCUUCUAACUCAACUUUCCGUCCAUGGACACCUACCUGCCCACUUUUGCGUGCAGACAAAUCUGCAAAGAAGGUGAGUUUGCCUGUUUGCGCACACUGCAUUUGUAUGGCGGAAAUCUGACACGCAGCACCUCUUGUUUGCGCCUUUGAAGCAAAACAGUUGUUGCGUCAUCAUCUGA
Ceraceosorus bombacis is the source of this 1364-nucleotide messenger RNA. The record is from the annotation of a GenBank genome assembly. NCBI's taxonomy places the organism in Eukaryota, Fungi, Basidiomycota, Exobasidiomycetes, Ceraceosorales, Ceraceosoraceae.